Messenger RNA from Elgaria multicarinata webbii, 2638 nucleotides. It is a transcript of the gene MSTN, whose product is annotated as myostatin. Gene Ontology annotation, molecular function: growth factor activity; cytokine activity. The transcript is spliced from 3 exons. Bases 153 to 1280 code for a protein of 375 amino acids. The record is from RefSeq and is a predicted model, not a curated record. Gene Ontology annotation, cellular component: extracellular region. NCBI's taxonomy places the organism in Eukaryota, Metazoa, Chordata, Lepidosauria, Squamata, Anguidae.
UAUAAAAAGCCCUCUUGGAAUAUACAAGAUUCACCAGAGUGGUGUUGUCUCAGAUUGCAUUUGCCUUCAGUGAUUCACAGACUACUGAAAGAUUAGAGAAAGAACCAAAGGAAAGAGAAGAAAAGGAAGAGGACUGCACUGAAUGUAAGACCAUGCACAAGCUAAACAUGUAUCUAUUUAUUUACCUUUUCAUGUUAAUCAUACCUGGUCCCGUGGAUCUUAACGAAAGUAACCAGGCAAAUGAGAACAUAGAAAAAGAUGGACUGUGCAAUGCAUGUACAUGGAGACAAAGUACAAAAUCUUCAAGAAUAGAAGCUAUAAAAAUUCAGAUCCUCAGUAAACUGCGUCUGGAACAAGCACCUAACAUUAGCCGGGAUGCUAUAAGGCAACUUUUACCUAAAGCUCCUCCAUUACAAGAACUGAUUGAUCAGUAUGAUGUCCAGAGAGAUGACAGCAGUGACGGUUCUUUGGAAGAUGAUGAUUAUCAUGCUACAACUGAAACUAUUAUUACAAUGCCUACAGAGUCUGAUUUUCCUAUGCCAGUGGAAGGAAAACCCAAAUGUUGCUUCUUUAAAUUUAGCUCUAAAAUACAGUAUAAUAAAGUAGUGAAGGCCCAGUUGUGGAUAUACUUAAGACAAGUCCAGAGACCUACAACAGUAUUUGUGCAGAUCCUGAGACUCAUCAGACCCAUGAAAGAUGGUGCAACUUCUACUGCAAUUCGAUCUUUGAAACUUGACAUGAACCCAGGCAAUGGUAUUUGGCAGAGCAUUGAUGUGAAGACAGUGUUGCAGAAUUGGCUCAAACAACCUGAAUCCAACUUGGGCAUUGAAAUCAAAGCUUUGGAUGAAAAAGGAAGAGAUCUUGCAGUAACUUAUCCAGGACCAGGGGAAGAUGGCUUGAAUCCAUUUUUAGAGGUCAGGAUUACAGAUACACCAAAAAGAUCACGUAGAGAUUUUGGACUUGACUGUGAUGAACACUCAACAGAAUCUCGGUGUUGUCGUUACCCACUGACUGUGGAUUUUGAAGCAUUCGGAUGGGACUGGAUAAUUGCACCCAAGAGAUACAAAGCAAACUACUGCUCCGGAGAAUGCGAAUUUGUAUUUUUACAAAAAUAUCCACACACUCAUCUUGUACACCAAGCAAAUCCAAGAGGUUCAGCUGGCCCUUGUUGUACACCUACUAAGAUGUCCCCAAUAAAUAUGCUGUAUUUCAAUGGAAAAGAACAAAUAAUAUAUGGAAAGAUACCAGCCAUGGUAGUAGAUCGUUGCGGGUGCUCAUGAGCUCCACAUUAGGUUUGCUACUUCAUAAAAUAUGGAAUCUACGAAAAAUCGCUUGAGCAAUUUCUAAAACUGUGAAUUUUUGUAUAAUAGGCCUACCUCUAAUAGGCUAUACUCUAGGCUAUUGUAAAGAUUUCUUACCAGACAAGCUCCAGUUAUGUGAACUGAAAGACAUUUUUAUGCAAGGGCUGGUUUUUAACCAGUGAAAAAGAUAACCUACAAUCAAACUCACAGGAUUUCAAAAUGAAUUACUUAUUCUGGAAAGGGAUCUCUUUUCAUUUAUGCAAACAAAUAAUCAUAGACAAGUUUCAGCAGAUAGAAAUAGAUAAAAGCAACCUCCUUGUAUUCCAGAGAAUGAAAAGGAGUGGGCUAUUAAAUAUAGUCUGAACAGUUUAAUUUACGGUUUUAUUUACUUAAGAGGAUAUACUGGUGAAAAAUAGAGUGAACAGAAUACCACUGACUUGUCCUCCAACACUUGAAUUAAGUUUAGAGUAUAAAAACUGAUAAGAUGAAAUUCCACAAAACAAGAUAAGUCCACAAAUUAGGGUAGAUACAUUGUGUUUCCAUUCCUUUUAUAAUUAGUGUGUUCAUUACUUUCUGCCAAUGGUGCUAUCACAGUAGACUUACAGUCCAAUCCCAAGAGUUGCUUGGAUGGGAAGUACCAACAGCUUGGUUACCACAAUGUAACAAAACUGGAUUUGGGACUGGAACUGCAGACUCCAAUAUGAUUGGGGUGUUAAUGUUUAUGAUAUGCUUAUAAAUAUAGAACACAACAAUAAAUCCCCCUCUCCCCAAGUACAGUCAUUCACAAGGAAUGGGGAUUUUUAAUUAAUGUGUUUGUUUUACUUUAGCAGAUAUCUGCAUCACAGAUAAUGAUAAAAGGCAAGAGAUCUGAUCCAGAUCCUUCGUUCUGCCAGAGGAAGGACACUGCUUGCAGAACAGUACCUCUACAUCCCCUCCUCCCCACUGCAGUGUCUUGUAUGCCCUCCAAAUCUACUCCAGAGGGUUGGGGAACCCUCUGGAAAGAGAUACGGAGGGCAUGCUGGUGGCUGCAUGGGAGGGAAGAACAUAGAAGCUUCAUUUUGCAAGUGACGUCCUUCUGCUAGCAGAACAGAAGAUCUGGAUCCAACUCAUGAAAUGGUUCUUUGUAAUAAAAUUAUUAUAGCCUACAUUGCAACUUUACAGUUUGCACUAUGAUAAACCAAUAGAUAGAAUGAAUAAAGUACAGUAUUGUAAAAAUAAAACGUUGAUAUAUUACUAGGUUUGUGUAAUAUUUAUACAAUAUUAUAUUGUAAAUAAAUGUUUUUUAUUUACUAUGAUGCAAAAUAUUUGGAGUAACUUGUUCUGUUACACAAAAUAAC